UUUUUUUUUUUUCCUUUUUUUCCAUCCCCGCUGAUCCCUCGCGGCGCGGUUCUCCGGGGUGUUGGCCGUCCGACGGGGUCGGGCCGCGUUCUGCCCCGCCGGGGGUGCGGGGACCGCCGGGGACCCCCUGGGGUUGCAGGGACCUGCCGGGGGUACGGGGAUCUGCCGGGGUGCCGGGACCUGCCCGCCUUCCUUCUCUCCACCCCAGCGCCACUUUCCCCGGCGUGCUGCCGAGCGUGUUCCUGCUGCUCUUAAUUUCAGCGCGAAGCGUGCAUCACCCGUGCAAGUUGCUGACUUAACCGUAAAUACUUGCUUUCUUCAAUAAGCCCGGUCCGGAGGUGCUGCCGGUAGGGAGAAGCGUGGCGGCUGGCUUUUGGCUUUCAACUUCCUCACGGUGGCUUGUAAAAUAUUUUGAAAUCUAGGGGCUUGGUGAGGAAUCCCGAGCCCUGUCUAUAGUGCAACGUGGUCGUUCAGGUGCCCUAUUCACCCCGUCGCUGUGGGUGUUUGUGGCGGUCCCGGCGGGCGGCUGUCACGUGUUGGGGCACACGGCGCUGUGUCCUGCUCUGCUGAGGACAGCUCCUCGUGCGCCUACUGCAUCGACUCGUUUUGCUGCAUUCAUUUGCUCGGGGAUUGCUUUUUUAACGCAGUGCAAUGAACUUAAUCAGGCUCCUAUUAAUUUUGUGCCUUCUACCUAGUAAGCUGUCAGAUGCAGUUUUAGAAAAAUAAUGGUGACAAGCAGUUGCUGGUGUGGUGCUGUUCUGCUUGUGCAGAGAACAGAAUGCUCAAACGGGGUGGACAGUCACCGAAAGCCUGGGUCUGUCCGUCUGUGUUUUACGUGUUUUUGCCGUUCAGCUUGUCAUGUUGCUCCCUGUGAAGGUGCUGGGAAGGACACGUUUUGUGGUGGCAUGCCAGGAUGCUGGAAAUGCCUAGUUAACUACCGGCCGUCUGUUAGGAGGCUUGUGUGUGUUCUGUGCUGUGGCUGCUAACACCUGCCUGUGCCCGCCCAAAUCCAAAAUCCAAAAACGUGCCAUCAUUCAGGGUUCAUGUCUUUGGGAAUAAUUCACGAUAUGUGAAGUUUUAAGCACCUAGGGUGAAAGAGGAAUUGGCAGUGUGUACACGGACUGCUUUGGUGUAGGAUGCAGCUGAAAGGUCAGAUGCUGAUUUUACUCCUGAACAUGGAGUAAGCCUGUGGCAUUUUACACUAAUCUGGUUUCCAGCAGACAGGAGGAAUACAAAGGUGAUCGCAGUCAUUGUCUUCAGAGAGAGCUGAAAUACAGUCAGUUUUGGAUGUAUUUCUGAACAGGAGAGGCUUCGUGCCUUUAGCCUAUCUCUAUCUGACCUAGUCACAGGAUUCUUGUGAGCAAAUAUUUUUCCACUGCUCUGAUUCCCAGCAGUCCUUGGUUUAACUUAGCAGAAUGAUGCAAGUAAACCAUGCUAAUAACCCGAUCACUAUACGUAUUGUUCAUAAUUUAUCAUGGAGUUUAUCUUCCCAGUUCCAUAUUGCCUGCCCAGAUGUCUAGGAAAGAAACAAAAGUCAUAAAUUCUUGUUGGCUUGCUAGAGGAAACAUGGGCAUGCCUGGUGCUGUAGCGUUUUUUCAUGCUUCUAUAUGCAUUUAAAGUAGCUGCAGCAUGAUUAAAUGUAAGGUUACAAGAAUGAUGCAGGUGUUGGAGUGUUGCCUGUUUGGUGUUUCUGAGGGAUAGCACUGGACAGAUGGACGUGAGGGGACUGCAGGCAGGACGGUGCUGUGUCAAGCCGGGAGCUUCCCACCGGAGAAGAGGAGUCCAUUUGGCUUUGGUUCAGGGUGGCGGCUGUGGGGCUUGUUUGUUCUUUGAAAUCAAAUCUCCCCACUGGAUUAUCUUAAAAUAUGAUUUCCAGUUUGGCCGCACAAAGCUCAGGCCUUUCCGCUGUGCUGUUGGCCUCUCCAGGUGGGCAGUGGCAAAGGCAGGAGGACUGAGGGCGUGCGGUUGGGAACGCCACCUAUCCUAUUGGGAUGUGUGUUGGGUCUUUUCCACAGAACUAUCGCGCGACUAUUGUGAAAUACCAUCUUAGUAAUCAUGAAGCGCUUGUCACACAAACUCGUUUUUCUGAAGCGUUAGUGCUUAUUUAUAGAAAAGAUUAUGGUUUUAUUCACUACGAUCGUGUUCUUUUCUGAAUUGCAUGCUGUUUUCUACACUUCCUUCAUACGUGCUGUCAAAAUCAGUGUUCUCCCUUAGAGGAGCAUCAACUGGGUGAACGUUUUAAAGUAGGCUACUUCAGGGUUUUUGAAGUAGUAUUUAAAAAAAAAUGCAGUGCUUUUAUUAAUGAUCUGGAUGACGAGUGUACCUUCAGCAAACAACUCUUUCCUCAAGCCAGCAGCUUACUUUUAACAAAACAGUAAAUUAGACUGUGAAGCAAUUGCCAUGUGCAAAAUACCAAAGAAGUUAUUUCUGGUGGUGGUGGGUCUUUUUUGGCCUAGUCAGAAUGCAGAAUCUUGCCUGAUUCCUAGUAGAACAGCAUCUCUGAUAGAAGUCGCUGGGACCCUGGACAGAGACUACAUGUUUCAGAUCCUUUUUCUUCCCUCUAUCUCCUUGUCUUACGUGUCUUCUGAAACGGAUAACAAUUGCUGACAGGAAAAAGAACCCAAGUAAUAAGAACACAUUAUAUCCUAUUAUAUGAGAAGCAUUUUGGUGAAGAAUGCAAGACCUAACGGCUCAGGUAACAAGCAGUCUGCUGCAGUUUCCUGAGGUGACUAUUCAAGCACUUGGGGAAGAUGAGAUAACCCUAGAUUCUGUGCUGCGUGGGAAGUUUUCUGGAGGGAGAAAUGGCCAGGCAUGGUUGGCAUGUGGUCCUCAACUUGAGGUAGUGAACUCUGUGACAGGAGAGAGGCUUUCUGCAUAUCGUUUCAGUGGAGUGAAUGAACAGCCUCCCACUGUUCGUGUGGUAAAGGAGUUCUCCUGGCAGAAGAGAGCUGGGCUAUUGGUGGGAUUGGAAGAAGCAGAGGGAAGUGUUCUCUGUCUGUACGACCUUGGAAUAUCAAGAGUGGUUAAAGCAGUUGUUCUUCCAGGAAGGGUAACUGCUAUAGAACCCAUAAUUAAUCAUGGAGGAGCCAGUGUGAGCACUCAGCACCUACACCAGAGUCUGCGAUGGCUCUUCGGAGUAGCAGCAGUGGUUACAGAUGUCGGACAUAUACUUCUGGUUGACCUUUGUUUGGAUGAUUUAUCUUGUAGUCAGAAUGAAAUAGAAGCAUCCGACCUAGAAGUUGUCACUGGAAUUCCUGCUGAAGUUCCACAAAGAAGAGAAGCUGUGACCAGAGAGGGGCGACAUCUCUGUUUUCAAGUACAAAAUCCGUCAGGAACAGCAAUAUCAACCCUGUGCUACAUAAGCAGAAGCAAUCUGCUUGCUGUGGGUUUUUCAGAUGGCUACCUGUCACUAUGGAAUAUGAAAACUUUGAAGAGGGAGUACCACUCUCAACUUGAAGGAGGAAGGAUUCCUGUAUAUGCUGUUACUUUCCAAGAACCUGAAAAUGAUCCUCGCAAUUGUUGCUACUUGUGGGCUGUUCAAUCUACGCAAGAAAGUGAAGGUGAUGUUUUGAGUUUACAUCUGCUGCAGUUAGCAUUUGGUGACAGAAAACGCUUGGCAUCAGGACAAGUCAUGUAUGAGGGCUUUGAAUAUUGUGAUGAAAGGUACAGUUUAGAUCUCACAGGUGGAGCCUUUCCCUUGAGAGGACAGAGCAGCAAUACUAAAUUACUCAGCUGUCAGACUGUAGAGAAAUUUCGCAACCACGUUGACAGAGAGGAUAGUGUUAACGAAGUAAUAUCUCCUGACACCAGUGUAUCAAUCUUCAGCUGGCAAGUGAAUACAUAUGGUCAGGGAAAGCCAUCUACUUAUUUGGGUGUAUUUGACAUUAAUCGCUGGUAUCAUGCUCAAAUGCCCGAUUCACUAAGGCCAGAAGAAUUCCUUCAUAAUUGCCCAUAUUUUGCCUUAUGGUCAUUGGAUACUGUAAUAAGUAUGACUUCUCCAAACCUCAUUUUGGAUAUUCUGGUACACGAGCGGAGUUUAAGUCGUGGAGUUCCUCCUUCUUAUCCACCGCCUGAGCAGUUUUUUAAUCCAAGUACCUAUAACUUUGAUGGUACGUGCUUGCUGAACUCUGGAGUUGUUCACAUGACUUGCACUGGCUUCCAGAAGGAGACCUUGAAUUUUUUAAAGAAAUCUGGUCCUUCAAUAAGUGAAGCCAUUUGUGAUAGCUACAAUAGGUGUCUUAUAGCUGGCUUGUUGUCUCCAAGACUAGUUGACGUCCAGCCAUCCAGUCUGAGUCAGGAGGAGCAAUUAGAAGCUGUAUUGUCAGCUGCUGUCCAGACAAGUUCUUUAGAACUUCUGACUGGGUGCAUUAAACAUUGGACAUCUGAAGAGCAGCCAAGUUCUGCUGCUAGUUUACGGUUUGUUCUUGAGUGGACGUGGAACAAAGUGAUUUAUACAAAAGAUGAAUUUGACCAAAUCUGUGUUCCACUGUUCGAUGGCUCCUGCAACUUCAUUGACCCACAAACAAUACAGUCUCUUCAGCACUGCCAGUUGGUUUUGAGCAACCUUAGCACAGUUUUAAACUGUUUCCUAGCAGAAGCACAAGAGCUUACUGAAAAAGGUGUUACAGACUUGACAAAUAAGCAGAUGGUAACUAGCCUCAUUUCUUUGUAUGCACAAGUAGUCAUCUGGUUCUGUCGAUCCAGUCUCCUACCAGAGGGUUUAGAUGAUGAUAUGCACUUGUCUAGACCUUUCUACAAUUAUCCUCUGAUUCAGAGCUACUAUGCUGGUCAUCGACAGAAACUUGAGCGUUUAUCAAGAGGAAAAUGGGAUUCUGACUGCUUGAUGAUUGAUGGAAUGGUUUCCCAGUUAGGAGAACAAGUUGAGAAACUGUGGCGGAGAGAUGAAGGAGGAACUGGGAAAUACCCACCUGUUAGUUUACAUGCACUGCUGGAUCUCUAUUUGUUAGAAAACAUUGAAGAAAACCACAAACAUGCAAUUACAAUUUACUUGCUGCUAGAUAUCAUGCAUUCCGUUCCAAAUAAAACAGAAACUUCAAUUGACUCCUUCCCAACUGUUUUUGCUAUCCCCUGGGGUCUCGUUAGGCUUAUUCAAGGUUUUUGGCUUCUGGAUCACAACGAUUAUGAAAAUUCAUUGGCCCUUCUGUUUCAUCCAGCUACAAUCAAAACUGUGUCAUGGCAACAUAUGAGAAUUAUUCAAUCCCUCAUGUGCCAAGGAGAGCAUAGGCGAGCCCUCAGAUACAUGCAGAUGAUGAAGCCAUCAGUCUCAAGCAGUAGUGAAGUGCAGCUUUUCCUCACUGUGUUGUUGUCCAACAGGUGCAUGGUGGAGGCUUGGAGUCUGUUGCAGCAACAUAGCACUAAGUUAAAUGUAGAAGAGCUGUUAAAACACAUGUAUGAAAUCUGUCAGGAGAUGGGACUAAUGCAAGAUUUAUUGAAGCUCCCUUUCACAGACACUGAACAAGAGUGUUUGGAGAAGUUUUUGCAGACCAACGGUGGUGUUCAGAAUCAUGAAUUUCUUUUAGUUCACCAUCUGCAACGUUCCAACUAUAUCCCAGCGCUACAGUUGAAUCAGUCAAUGAAAGUUAAUCUUAUGAAUGAUCGUGAUCCUCGCUUGAGAGAGAGAGCAGUUACCAGAAAUUCUAUAUUAGACCAAUAUGGCAAGAUCCUUCCUAGAAUUCAAAGGAAACUGGCUUUAGAGAGAGCCAAGCCUUACCGUUUGCCUUUUUCAGUCUUAAGAGAAGUAUCAAGACCAAAGCCAUUAUCAACAGUAGCAAAAAAAGCUAAUGCAGAAAGUGUGCAUACAAGAGCAACUUUCAUCAGUAAUGUAUUGUCCAAAAUUGGAGAAGUAUGGGUAGGAAAUGAGCAGAAAAACAGUUUAGCACAAUACGAUAGUCCUAGAGUUACAGAACCACCAGUCAUAACACAUCAACCUCUCCCUGAUGCAGAGUUGCCUGAGGCGUUUAUUGGGACACCAAUUACAAAAUUUUCACAAAAAUGUUCCAGAUUGCUGGAUUUGGUGGUUCGCCCUGUUCCUUCAUGUUCUCCAGCACAGGAUGAUAGCUGGCAGUCACCAUGCCUAGCUUCUACUUCAUACAUGGCAUCCAGCCCAUUGAAAUCAAGCAUACAUGGUUCCAUCUCACAAAAAAGAAUUGCAAGAGCAUCAGAACUGGGUUUACUAGAGACUCCUCUUGUGGUUAAGAGAGCUAAAGUUUUGGUGACAUCUGCUGCUGCUCCUGGUUUUCCUGGGUUUACUCCUCAGUCUAUUUUGAGAUCCAGCCUUCGCACCACACCCCUAGCAACUCCCUCUGCAUCUCCAGGGCGAUCAGUUACUCCUCCUUUACGAGCAAAGGAACUUAGAAUAUCUUUCAGAGAAGAGAACUCGAAUGUAAAAUGGACUGUUGGGGUAACAGAAGAUGAUAAAGCACAGCCUGGAGCUUCAUCUGAGCAUCAUCGUGGAUUGGUGGAGGAUGCUUGGUCUGAAUGUAGAGAUAAAACAACUCUGUUUACUCUGAGGAAUCCUGAGGAUGGUCAUGCUGAAAUGGAAGAGUCUUUAGAAAGCACACCUGAAGGUGGUUUGGAGAAAAUGGAUGUCAGUAAAGAAAAUAGUAAUGUCUCUGCCAGGUCAGACCAAACUACGUUGGAAUAUCAUGAUGCAAAAUCACCUGGCGAUUUUGAAGAUGAUGUCAUUUUUAUAGCUGCUAAACCAGCUAAUUCUUUCACUGAAGAAACUGCUGAUUUUCAAGAACCAGAGAGAGAGGACCGUGGAAUGGUUGAAGAUAAACCUUUCCAGAUAGAAAAAACAGAUUCAUCAGAACUAAGAAAAGAAGCUGGAUUUUUGGAAGUAUCAACUACUGAAUGUCCUACCUUUCCCGAGGACGGUAAAUUUGUGUUUAAAGCUGCUGAGGCUGCUGCUUCUUGGACUGCAAAUGAAGGUGAAACAAACCACCAAGAGCCUAAAAUGUCCUCUUCAUCAGAAGAAAGAGACGUACCUUCUGUAGUAAAUCCACAGCUUUCUGAAUCCCCGGAGGCAGACAACGAAUCUGUGAUAAGUAUCCUUGACAGUGAGGAUGUGGUCAGUUCCCAUUCAGAAAAUCGCCCUGAAGGAAAGCAUGUGGAUUUACCUGAAGAACGGAACCUAGACGAAGCUGAAGUUGAAGAUCUUCUCUUUGUGCAGGAAGAAAUGCAUGUUUCUAAUAAUCUUCCUAAAACUGAAGAAAUUCAUGUUCUUGAAGAUGAUGCAGUUAAGGCACAAGCCUCAGAGGAACCACCUGAAACAUCUCCAUGUAGUGAACUACAUCCAUCAGGCAAUCUUCAGUACAGCUAUGACACUAUAGAGCAGCAGUUCACAUGUGAUUUUCCUGAUAAUAAGGAUGAUGAAUGUGAUGCAGCUGAAGGAGAUGGAGAGCUUUUUAUAUCUCAGAGUAAUUUUACUUUAGUGUUGGAAGGAGAAGAAGGUGAAGGAGAGAUGGGAGAACCUGAAUUAGUAGAUGCUUCUAAACCAGCUGUUUACACAACUGAUGAAAAACCUGUGAACAGUUUUGGAAAUACUGAAAAUGAAGAACAUGUUACAAACUCAGUGUCUACUGUAACUAGUGACCAGGAAUCUCAAAAUAUUGCCGAGUCACUCCCAUAUGUGCCUGAACCCAUUAAGGUAGCUAUUGCUGAGAACUUACUGGAUGUAAUCAAAGACACAAGAAGUAAAGAAUAUACAUCCGAAGUUGUAGAACAAUCUAUUCAUGAAAGCAUAGGUAAAAAGGUAACUAGAAUGCAAAGGUCAAAAUCUUCCUUAACAACUGUGCCAGAAGGAGUGGAAGAUGAAACCAACAUACGUCAAGUAGAGUAUGUUGUCACUCCAAGAACACGCCCAAGGCGACAACUGAAUAGAAGUCUAAUUAUUCCAUCAUCAGAUGAUCAACAGCUACUGAAAACAGACAAACCAGUUCUGUUUGGACUCUCUCCUAGGAGAAGUACCAGGCGAACAAAAGGAGCACCUGAGACUACUAGUCUUCUAACAGUAGAAAAUACUCAAGAUGAGCAAAUACCUCUAACCCCUGUUACCCCGAGGAGAGGUAGGAAGCCCAAACAGACUAAUUUAGAAAAAGUAGAGAGCAGCCAAUCUGAUGGACAAACAUUGUCCAGCAGUACACAGUCCAUAGCCACUACUCCAAGAAGAGGAUUAAGGAGAGCAAAGGAAGCUGCAUCUGAACUCUUGGAAGAGGCUAAAGAGGAAACUUCUCUUGCCGAAGGUAGCAUUAUUUCUACUACUUCUAGAAGGACUAGAGGAGGAAAAAGUUCAGCAGGAGAUCAAGAAACUGGUCAGACUGGCACUGAUCAUAGGAUAAAAAUGGCAGUCAGUCCCAGUAGAAGUAUAAGAAAAUUAAAAAGCAGUAAUUCACAGCCUACUGAAAACACUGUCAUGGAGCAAGAGAUGCAGCCUAGUGACCAACUUCUUUUACCUGUGCCAACUAAAAGAGGCAGAAGAAGAAAACAGAGUUCAUCAGAUCUUUCAGAAAAUUCUGACCUCGAUCUGUCUAAAUCAUCACUUCCUCAAACAGAACUCAAACUUCCUGUGACUCCUAGAAGAAGUGUUAGGAAGCAGGCACGGAAUCUCUCAGCAGACAUUGAAUCUGCCUCUACUCAGGAAGACAUACCUUCAGGUGAGAAAGUGGAAAUCGUUGAUACUCCUAGGAGAAAAAUAAGAAGAGUUACACAUGCUAAACCAGAAAAAACAGAUGCUUUUGAGAGAACACCUGAGCAGCCAAACGAACAAUCAACCACACCCAGGACUGCAGUAAGGACAGGGGGUCGGGGCAGAAAGAGGCAAUUGCCAUCGAUAUUGGAGGAGAGCACAGGGGAACAACAAGCCUUCCCCCAAGGACCCGAUGGCAGUCCUUUGCUGCUCACAGACAUAAACACAUCAGGAUAUGAUGAAACAUCAAGAACUUUAACAGAUCGUAUUACAAGAUCCCGUAAAACUAGCGUGCAUCAGAAACUGUCUGUUGAGGAAAACGAAUCCUUCCUUUUCUCUCCUCCCCUCACAAAGCUGGCAAAGAAAGUUAAAGCUGGAAAAGGAGACCAUCCUGUGCAGCUUAAGGAUUUAGACCCGGACUUGUCUUCUCAAUUUGUCUUUUCACCCCCUCUUUUGAGGUCAAGGAGAAAAAAUGUCUCUAGUAUUUCCCGAAUUGUGAAAGAACCGGAGCUUCCAACUAAAGAAGAGGAGGAUACCAAAUCCGUAGAGUCUGUGGGAAAACAAAAAUUGAAGAGGGGUAGAACUGCAAAAUCAAAAGCGAACAAAACAAGCAAAACCACAAGAAAGGAAGCUUCUUGGUCACCUCCACCAGUAGAAAUACAGUUAAUUUCUCCUUUUACAAGUCCAAUGGAUGGAAAGAAAAGCAAACAGAAAGAAACCGCAGAUGCAACAGAGAAGAAUCUACGAAAGAACAAAAAAAGACUGUCUAAUUUUCCAAAGCCAGUUGUGCGCCGGAAGAUGCUGUAACUGUUUUUUAAGUUUGUAAUGUACACCACUGUUUGUAAAGUCAUCAAAAUUGUGUGGAUUAGUAAAAAUAAAAAGUAAUCAUCUAAUUUGGAAGAGAUAAUUUAUAUAAAUUAUUGUAAAAUUUCAUAAACAAAUGGUCUUCAAUAAGUAACUCCAUAUGGAGUAGGAUUUCCUCAGUCAAUGCAGUUUUCUAUUUUAUAUUAAGACUUCAUACAUUUAUAUAAUAUGUAAAUACAGCUUAUUUUAGGAAUGUUAAAUAAAAAUGUAUACUUCACAAUAUGCUUACUGUCUGAUAGCUUUUUAAGGGAAUAGUGGGUUGAAUGGCCUGUAUCUCUCAAAUUUUAAUGUUGGUUUGCAAGAGUUGUUGAUACUGAAAAAUGAGGCCAAAAGUUUUUAAAAGUUUGCUUAGAACUACUAUGACAAACAUUUAAAAUGUACUAGUUUAAAUUUUAUAGAUGAUGUUUGACCUUCUGGCAGAAAUAAUUGGGCUCAUGAAUACAAACUGGUAAUUACUUACAUUCACGGUUAAGUUGUACUGUAUUGAAGUCAGAAUGUAAACAAUUGUAUUUUAAGCUGUGCAAUAUUUUUUUUUGUAUUUGUCUUAAACUUGGGGAAAGCUGCUUUUCAGUUUAUAAAACUAGAUCACAUCUCAGAUGUUUCACUAUUUUUUACAAUUUGUUGUCAGCAAAAAACUAUAGAGUUUGAUGCUUGCAAUAGCAUAUCAAAUUUAGAGGGAUAUUGCCCACAUAAUUUUGGCUCAAAUUUCAAAGUAUUUUCAUAAGAUUGAUACAAAUACAACUAUAAUUGAAAUAAUUACUGUCUGUAAACAUUUUGCAAUAUUUGAAGUCUGCAUAUCACAGCACUGAAAGCUUGAUGGUAAAGCUAACUUAAAAAGUCUGAAGGUACCAAAAUGUACAGAAAUCUUAGUUACAAACCAUAUUUUUGAAUAAUGAUCUCACUAAUAAUCUUGGCCUAUGGAGUAAAUGUCCCUAUAAAAUUUCAAUUUGUAAGAAUAGAUGAAAAAGACUAUUCUUUUAAAAGCAAACAUGGAAGUACUAUUUUGAUGUGCGGUCUUUUAGACAAUGGAUUAUUUUUAUGUAUGUUAAUUUAUAUAUGGAUGCAACUUUGAAGACUACCAAAUGGUGGAACCUGACAUUAAACUUUUUGAUUAGUAAAAA
Messenger RNA from Cygnus olor (mute swan), 10692 nucleotides. It is a transcript of the gene AHCTF1, whose product is annotated as AT-hook containing transcription factor 1. NCBI's taxonomy places the organism in Eukaryota, Metazoa, Chordata, Aves, Anseriformes, Anatidae. The transcript is spliced from 36 exons. Bases 2675 to 9514 code for a protein of 2279 amino acids. The record is from RefSeq and is a predicted model, not a curated record.